This is a messenger RNA of Triticum urartu, 797 nucleotides long. The record is from RefSeq and is a predicted model, not a curated record. NCBI's taxonomy places the organism in Eukaryota, Viridiplantae, Streptophyta, Magnoliopsida, Poales, Poaceae.
UGUGUUUCUUGCUGUUUACUCAACUGAACCAGAUUUGGGUUUUCAAGUUCCAAGGAGCAGAGCAGUUCUUCCUGACGAACAGGAGCAGAGCAGCAACUCCCGUACACUGAUCAUAUUCAGCACAGGGAGCAGAGGAGCAACUCCUUACGGUACCUUCUUCCUCUUGACGAGAAGGAGCUCUGGCGGCAGCAUGGGCAGACAAGCAGCAGCAGCACCGGCGGUAGGGGAGAAGCAGCCGCAUGGGCUCGCGUGGAAGAUUGAGGAGGGCGCGCGGGCAGGGGAGAAGGAGGACGCGCGCGAGCUCCUGGUCCACCGGAUCGUGGAGGCAAUUUUCGGCGACGCCCGUAGGGGAUCGCGGCCGGGAUGGAUUGCGGCGGCGCACGCGCCGGAGCUCGAGGAGGAUGCACUGGAGCUUGAGGAGGAUGCGCUGGAGCUUGAGGAGGAUGCGCGGGAGCUCGAGGUGAACGCCCGCGAGCUCGAGGAGGACGUGGCCGGAGGUCCCGACGAUGCCCGUAGGUAAUCGAGGCGGGAGGGGAUCGCGGCGACGCAGGUCUGAGCGGGGCAGGCGGCGGAGCAGGUACUUGGCGACGGCGGCGGCGGAGCAGGUAGGUGGCGAGGGCGACGGAGCACUUCCUGAUGGGCGGCGAGUCGCGCAGCUGGGCGGCGCCGGCCCCUAUCGACGGCGGACGAAGAAGACAGGGGGCGGAGGGGCUUGGUUCAGACGGUUUUAAAACUACAAGGGCCUUUUUGCAAAAUCAACAAUGAACUGCGCCCGCGACAUGUUUUUUGGGACGGAG